AUGUCACAAAACGGCGGGUCAUCACUUUCUACGCUAAAUAUACCAUCAAUACGUCAUAUCCGGGCCCAUAAAAGUAGACCUGUCAAAAUAACGGAUACUGCCCAUGUGUCAAAGAAAACUAAUACAAGUCCUGCUAAUACCAAAUCAGAAGUUCGUAGUCAAACAUCGUCUCAUGAAAACCAAACGACCAAGUUGCAGUCUGUAGUCAAUUGUCCUAGGGCUACAGGUCCACAAAUAUUGUCGGAGCAGUUUGAAACAUUUCAUACCUCAAUGUCUGUUAAAUCAACCAAACAUCUUCAGGGUCUACGGGACUUAGAAAAGAUGCAGCUUCAGAUGCAACUAGAAGUUGCAACUAAUCAAAAUGAACAUAGUCAUACUUCUACUUCCUAUCCCAGUUCCUCUCAACGAGUACAUCAGAGUGUGUUUCCUGGUUUUGUCCCUGGUGGGACACAAAAACUAGCACAAAAUUCUGUGCAAAGGGUCGCUUCUGUUAAGGCCGUUUCCGAAAACAUCAACGGUGAUAAUCGUUUUGGUUUGUCUGGCUCUUGGCAGGUAGCCGUUCCUCCUUCAUCUGCAUUAGGUUCUCAACAAGAAAUUGAAAAGAUGCAUAUGAUGUAUCAGAAAGCCUGUCAACUCUAUCAGCGUGCUGUAGCUACUAUUGGGUCAACACCUAAUGUUAGCAUCCAACCCCCACCUUUCGGCACUCCUAUUGGUUCUCCUCCUUCAAUGUCUCUUCAAUCAUUUCCACCGACGGUGAUACCUGUUACUGCCGUCGAACGUCCAGCAUCUGUGUCUCCGUCCAAAUUCAUCCCGGCGUCUCAACUUCUUCAUGACGUUCUCAGAGAUGUACCUAAUCAAUGCAUUGGUCAAAAUCCUCAUAUACAGGCAAUUAUUCCUAACCACGCACAGUCAGUCAGUAUACAGACUGCUUAUUCGAUGGCAUAUUCUUCCGCUUAUCAAGAGACUUUAAAGUUUAUGUCUACUAAUACCGGGAGUAACUUAGCCCCUAAUACACAGGAAUAUACAUCUCAGUGGCAUCGCUAUUUUAAUCACUAUCUGAAUUAUUAUUUACAAGUUCAUAAUUAUACAUCUACGCUAUCUAGUGAACAACAACCAGUUUUCUUCCCUCCCACUGGAUUACCACCUCCCCCUAACAUUGCAUCCUCUUGUGCCAAUGAUCCGGUUCUUCAAUCCAAGCUAGAUUUUCAUAACCAUCAUGAUUCUAAGCGCCUAUGUAUAUCGUCUAAUGAGGGUCUUCAUGGUAUUUCUACUGUACUCCAUCCUGAACAUUCGAAUCGCUCUAAUUCCCCAUCUGAUACGAAAAAUGUAACAAACGAUGGAUCAAAAUGCGAUCUAUCCUCGUCAAAGUAUUUAUGGAUAAGCAAUCUCCCUCAAGGUGUUCGAGCAGUAGAUAUUAAAGAAAUGUGUGCACCAUACGGAAAAGUCCAAACAAUAAAAAUAGUAGGCAGUAAAAAGAGUAAACCCCCAUCUAUUUACGCUUAUCUCAUCAUGGAAACUUCGGAGGCCGCAGUCCGUCUUGUAAAAGCCUUACAAGGUGUGAAGUUCUCUGGAAAUGAAUUGAAGAUAAAACAAAUAAACCCAAUCCGUUUACCAUAA
This is a messenger RNA of Schistosoma spindalis, 1617 nucleotides long. The record is from the annotation of a GenBank genome assembly. Lineage: Eukaryota; Metazoa; Platyhelminthes; Trematoda; Strigeidida; Schistosomatidae.